This is a messenger RNA of Adineta steineri, 683 nucleotides long. Lineage: Eukaryota; Metazoa; Rotifera; Eurotatoria; Adinetida; Adinetidae. The record is from the annotation of a GenBank genome assembly.
AUGAACGUAGAGCUCACAUUGGCUAUGGAGACUGCUGAAGAUCGCAACGAACAGCGACGUUUAACAAGAAAUAAUGUUGCUCGAAAACAAACAAUUAUCAAUCUAGUAAAUGGUUUAUCAUCUUAUGUUAUUUCUGAAAGAAAAAAUUCCACUGAGUGUGAUGUUUUAAAUAGUGAAACACUAAGUGCGUCAAAAACAAUUGAUACAACUUAUGACAAUUAUGAUAUUGAUUUUGAUCUUAUUUCACCAGAGUUUAUUGAGAAUACAGAAGCGGAUGACUCAAAUGAUGAUACAUUAAAUGAUAAUUUUAAUUUAAUAAAUGAACUUAUUUUAUCACAUAAUAAACAAGUUGCUUUACCUCUUCAUCCAUAUACUAAUAUAUCUACAAAGGAGUUUUGCACGAAUCUUCUUCGUGCUUUUCGACAAACAAAAUUAUGUAAAACAUAUUCAACUAAUAUGUUGAAAUUGAUCGGUUCAGUCGAAAAUUUAUUUACAAAAAGAAAAGUAUGUUUAUCAUGUCAAUCUGAUAUUGAAUAUUCAGCUACAUUCUGUUUAAAAUGUAAAUUAACUGACAAAAUACAAUUUGCGAACAUUUAUGAUAUUGAUUAUGCUGUGGUCUUUAGUGAAAUAGUCGAACGAAAUAUUGUUGAUAUAGUUAAAUAUCGCGAAAAGAUAUUAAACGA